CAUGUUUCAGUUGAUGAAAUUGUGAAGGAAGUGAGCACCAUUCAGCCAAUCAAUGAUAAGCUAACAUUCAACAUUAUAGGGGAGUAGGGUGUUCCGGAGUAAACACAGAAAAUGAACAACAAAUUCGAUGCACUCAAAACAGAAGAUAGCGGGGAAGAAGAAAAUGAAACUCCUGAUCAAAGAUAUGAAGACAGAGACGACGAACUUUCUCCACGACCCCGGCCCACACCAAAGCCGGGACCCGGAGAACAUCCUUUACAGUUUAAUUACGCAGUUUGGUUCUCACGGAAAGCUCCAGGAAAACAGUCAUCAGCCUCUAGUUAUAACCAGAAUCUCAAACUCAUCACUACAUUUGCUUCUGACUCUGCCAAUAACAAGGGAGGUAAAUGGAUUGUACGUUUAAAGAAAGGCCUAGCAUCUCGGUGCUGGGAAAACUUAGUAUUAGCCAUGCUCGGUGAACAGUUCAUGGUUGGUGAGGAAAUCUGCGGAGCAGUCAUCUCAAUUAGGUACCAGGAGGAUAUUUUAGCAUUAUGGAAUCGUACAGCGAGUGACUCCGUUACAACGUCAAGGAUCCGUGACACUCUCAAACGUGUUCUCAACCUUCCUCCUAACACAAUUAUGGAAUAUAAGACGCACAAUGAUAGUAUGAAAGACAACUCUAGUUUCAGAAAUACAGACAUUUUUAUGAGGUGACAGAAUGGGACAUAAUUUCUACUUUACUUAAAUUGUGGCCAAAUAAGGAAUGGUGUUCCGCUUCAGUAAUUGUGUCAUUGACAGUUUAAAGUUGACUAAGGUCACAACAAUUCUGUAGCUGUUCGACACGCAUUUUCUGGCAGUUUACAGAAUGACUACAGCUAACCAGAAGUCUGGUGUUUUAACAAAGGAGCAUGGUCAUGACUGUACUCCAACAGUACGACAAAUAGUCCCUGGCAGUAUUUAAUACAGUCACCGAAAUGCAGCAUACUUUAUCAGGCUUAUUUGUAGAAAAAUUGAUGGUGUGUUGUGACUUUUAUCAGGGACAGUAAUAGUAAGUACUUCGAGAGUGAAAUUACAACUUUUAUUAUUCUGGAACUGAAAAACUUCAAAUAGAUCUACAAAGUAUUAUUUUAACAUUAUACUCUACCAGGUUUAACACACAGUGCUGCUUUAUGUGUCCCUCUUGAGCAAAUACUAAAUCAAGAUCAUUCAAACACACAGCUUUGUAUAGUGCAAUGAAAUAUGAAAGCCCAUAGGUUCAUGUACUUUGACAAAUGACUCUCUUGAAGCUCACCUUUGAUGCAAAAUCAACAUUUUUCCAUAAUUGUAGUAAGCAUGUUAAUGUUACCCUGGUACUUGUUACUUGUCAACGAGAUCUUCUGUUAGGCUUGGGGGCCUCUCUGCAUAUAAACUAUUUCCUGUGUAAGUAAUUCAGAGUUAUCAUAUUGAUACAAUACUUAUUGCUAGUGCUUUACCAGUAAAACUGGGGGACUAUAGUUAUCCUCUCUGUCUGUCCGUCCGUCUGUCUGUCAGUCCAUCCAUUCAGUUUUCUGCACUUUUCUCAGGCAUGCUUCAAGGUUUGUUGAUGAAAGUUGGUAUGUAACUUCAGUAUGAGUAGCGACAGAUCAAGUUCGAGUUUUAGGGUUUUUGGGUCAUGGUCAAGGUCACUGUUACUACCUGGUUAGGCUGGUAUUUUUAGCGGGGGCCGAUAGGGGGCAUGUCAAUUUCAGGCAUGAUUAUUUUCCUCUUUAAAGCGGAAUUCGGCUUUUUGUAAAAUUUUGAUGUUCACUUCUGCCCCUUGUAACCCGGCUGGGUGAGGUCCCCUCGACCCCCAUUUCAGCUUUUUGCUGUGACAUAUUCCUGUGGUGUGGAAAAAGUGAAUGGAACCCUUGUAGUAUUGAAGAUGGAUCUCUGUAGACUUUCUCCGUUAACAGGUUCUAUGAAAUCCUGAUUGAAAUAGCUAGGUAGGUUUGUACUGAAGCUUUCUUUUCAUUUCUCAUCAAUCAUAACAGUAAUAAUACAUACAACCACAGACAAUAUUAACAGAAUAAAUAUGGAUCCUGUUAGUUUUUCAGAAAUUAGUUGACUUGGGUUCAACAUGUCAAUAGAAGGACAAUAUUACUCAUUUACUACACUGGAUUAUCCCAAAUAUCAGGUGUUUUUCCUUAGAAACAAUUUAUUGAUAUUCCUUGAUGUUUCCCUGCAAUAAUGCCACAAUCUGUGUUGGAUUCUUGUCCAUGGCAACAUCAUUCUUCUGAUUCCUAAAAACAGAAUGCCGAUAGAAACUUGGAACAGAAUUUUAUUGUGGAUGAAAACAGGUGGACAAGUAUUGUAGCACAGUCCAAUAUUAAUGUUGUUGAAAGAAGUUGUUUUAUCCAAAAUAAAUUUUACACAAAAGAAA
Molecule: messenger RNA, 2377 nt
Organism: Pecten maximus
Lineage: Eukaryota; Metazoa; Mollusca; Bivalvia; Pectinida; Pectinidae
Product: eukaryotic translation initiation factor 4E type 2-like
Biological process (GO): translational initiation
Cellular component (GO): cytoplasm; eukaryotic translation initiation factor 4F complex
Molecular function (GO): RNA 7-methylguanosine cap binding; translation initiation factor activity
Source: RefSeq, a predicted model, not a curated record